Microdochium trichocladiopsis is the source of this 327-nucleotide messenger RNA. Its product is annotated as ankyrin repeat-containing domain protein. The annotation marks the transcript as partial. The transcript has a single exon. Lineage: Eukaryota; Fungi; Ascomycota; Sordariomycetes; Xylariales; Microdochiaceae. Gene Ontology annotation, molecular function: protein binding. The record is from RefSeq and is a predicted model, not a curated record.
AUUGUCAAGCUGCUCCUAGAGAAGGAGGCGGACGUCAAGGCGCAGGGCGGCUUUUACGGCAACGCUCUGCAGGCCGCCUCAGCUAGAGGCCACGCCGAGAUUGUCAGGCUUCUCAUAGAGGAUGGAGCAAAUGCCAAUCACCCAGAUCCAUUGGGCCGUACUUCUCUCUUUCUUUCCUCCUGGUUUGGACACCUAGGAGUCGUCCGCACUCUACUUAGCAAUCGUGGUACUGAUUACAACGCUACAGACUGGCGCGGCUCAACAGCAUUCCAUGCGGCGGUAAGGCACGGCAAUUCGCGGGUCGUUUCUCUAUUGCUAUCAACUGGA